AUGUCGGAACAGAUUCUUGCAGGAAAGACGUGCCUCGUCACAGGCGGAGCGGGAGGUCUAGGCAAAGCCAUCGCCACGCACUUUCUGGACGCGGGCGCGAACGUGGUCAUCUGUGACAUUCACGAAGAGCGACUCCAACAAACGUCCGCCGAACUAUCAUCCAAGGGCCCCCUGCGGGCGAUCAAAUCUGACAUCACCAAGCCCGAGGAUGUGAAAAGGCUCUUCGACGAGUUGAUCCGGGAAUUUGGCAAGAUCGAUGUCCUUGUGAACAAUGCCGGGAUCAUGGAUCAUUUCGCGCCCGUAGGCGAUAUGGAUCUGGAACAAUGGGAUCGGGUCAUCGCGCUCAAUCUCACGGCGCCAAUGAUUCUGAGCAAGAUGGCGGUGCAGAACAUGUUGGAGCAAUCGACCCCCGACGGUCGGAUCAUCAAUAUUGUUUCGGUUGCAGGGCGAGCGGGAUGGGCUGCUGGCGCUGCCUACACUGCCAGUAAACAUGGUCUGGUGGGCCUGACCAAGAACACAGCCGCGUUCUAUGGCAACAAAGGUAUCCGCUGCAAUGCCUUGAUGAUGGGGGCGAUGAACACCAAUAUCGCGGAUGUGUUCAAGACAGGCAUGCAUAUGGAAGGAUAUCAAAAGAUGAAUGCCGUGUACGAGGCCGUUCAGGCUCCUGCAUGCGACCUUGACGAGGUGGCUGGGUUCUGCACGAAUUUGACCUACGGCAAGGGUUCCAGUGUGAUCAAUGGGGCCUGCAUUGCUCUGGAUAAUGGAUGGACUGCUGUGGUCGGUUGA
Messenger RNA from Penicillium oxalicum, 786 nucleotides. RefSeq lists its product as uncharacterized. The coding region runs from base 1 to 786 and encodes 261 amino acids. The transcript is spliced from 2 exons. Gene Ontology annotation, molecular function: oxidoreductase activity. The record is from RefSeq and is a predicted model, not a curated record. Lineage: Eukaryota; Fungi; Ascomycota; Eurotiomycetes; Eurotiales; Aspergillaceae.